AUGGUUGAAGAGAGGCAGUGGGUAGGUAUGACACAGUCUCCAUUAAACCGUAACCUGCUGACAUAAUAUUCACUUCUUUUCAGCUGCUCCACGCCAAAGAAUUGAGAUGACUUUUGAUGAACCAUAUCACAUAGAACCUUCCUUCGAAUGCCGGUUUGAUAAUCUUGAGGUCCGAGAUGGCCCAUUUGGCUUCUCCCCACUGAUUGACCGAUACUGUGGUCUCCGGAGUCCAGUGGUGAUCAGAUCGACAGGACGAUUCAUGUGGAUUAAGUUUUCUUCUGAUGAGGAACUCGAAGGAUUGGGCUUCCGGGCAAAAUACUCAUUUAUACCAGGUAUUCCUUAGAAAGAAACAAAAAUCGCAGGGAGAUUGAAAUUCAGAAUGCAGCUUAAAAGAGAUUUAAAGCCAGUGUAAUGUGCAGAUCCCAUGAUCCCAUUGUGUAUUGUGCAUAAUAUCUGAUCAUCCUAUAGACUGUAAGCUCGUCUGAGCAGGGUCCUCUUCAACCUAUCGUUCCUGUAAGUUCUCUUGUAAUUGUCCUAUUUAUAGUUAAAUCCCCCCUCUCAUAAUAUUGUAAUGCGCUACGGAAUCUGUUGGCGCUAUAUAAAUGGCAGUAAUAAUAAUAAUUAUUAUAUCAGGAAGCCAAUUAAAACAUGCACGUUCAGGGGAAUGCUGCAAUUUGUAGUAUUUGUACUAGAAAUGAUUUUAUGAAAAAAGAUUUUUCCUGUUUGUUACAGAUCCGGAUUUCAGUUACCUAGGGGGUAUCCUCAAUCCUAUACCAGGUACAGGACUGGAUUGCAAUCUAUUUUCUCAUGGUGAGAUAGUAAAUGGUCUCCUCAUUCCAUUGACAAGAUCAUUCCCUUCUUGUGACAGAUUGCCAAUUCGAGCUGUCAGGUGCAGAUGGAAUAAUACGUUCCAGUCAAGUGGAACAAGAUGGGAAAUUGAAACCCGGACAAGCUGUAGACUGUAUUUGGACAAUCAAAGCCACCACAAAAGCCAAGGUAGGUACACAAGACUAAUGCAUGUGCUAUUCAUAAAGUCACAUUGGAGUCUGAUUAGACUCCACUUGAACUAAUAGAAGACCUGGUUUCAGAGUGCCGAGUUGUUAGACAUUAAUUUGGCAUUGGAUACACUCCGCAGUCUAGAAAUUCAACAGCAUACUCCACCAUGACACAAAAUCAUGGUAAUCCUCCUCUAGAAUAAAAAGGAGAUAUCCAGAGUACAAUAAAUAGAGUAUGACUAUUCACAGGUAAAGUGCAUCAUUUGGUAAUAAAACAUCCUGGGCAGAAUGCACUCCUUUUAAUUUUACCCAUGAUUCCUAAUUUACAAUGUUUGUAUUCCCAGUAAGGAGUGAGGCGGUUUGGAGUAGUCCUUCUCGUGUGGACUCCCAGUUUGCAAUGCAGACAGACAGGACAUGGCUUUACUGAUAUGAUCAGCUGGUUCUAGGAGGUAGUUCACUCCAAUUCAUACAGGUUCAUGUUACAGUUCCUCUUGUUUCUACAGAUUUACCUGAGAUUUCUUGACUAUCAGAUGGAACAUUCAAACGAAUGCAAGCGUAACUUUGUAGCCGUGUAUGAUGGUAGCAGCUCCAUAGAGAACCUGAAGGCUAAAUUCUGCAGCACAGUGGCGAAUGACGUGAUGCUACAGACAGGAACCGGCGUUGUGCGGAUGUGGGCAGAUGAAGGGAGCCGGCUGAGCAGAUUUCGGAUGCUGUUCACAUCUUUUGUGGAACGUAAGUAAAUUGGCUACUGAGACAAAGCAAGAGCUGUAUUCAUAUAGUGAGAUGCUCAAUCCCUGCACAUACAAAGUGAUGAUUACUGAGGGCGACUUGCCAUGCGGCAGCAGAGUGGGCAAUGAAAAUAGGCAAAUAUGUAGUUUUUGCUUCUUGGUAUUUGAUUAGCAACAUGCGUGCACGUUUUUGGAAAUGCAGACUCUCAAAAUGCCAGCACAAUAUAAAUAAUUUGAUUGUGGGCAUAAUGAUAAAACAAAACAUUAUUAAGUUAUUAUACUGGGCAACAUAGACAGCUUUUGCAUCCUGCAUUUAUUUUAUUCAUUGUUACAUAGUUACAUGAUCGCUUCCAGCCACUCUAACGGUAUUGCUGCGAUGCCUUGAUGUCAAGGCAUCAUGCAAUACCCCCUCUCACGUGGCGCCCAGCAGUGAGGCAGAGCAUCGGAAGCCAUGAUUUAGGCUUCCGAUGCUCUGCCUGUGCUGAGUGCCUCGAGGGGUCAAGGCACUAAGUGAAGGAAAAAAAUUAAUGUAUAUAAAAAAAAAAAAUAGAUGUCCAUAGUGCUGCCAGCAGGGGGGCUGCCUGAACUGACAGGCAAUCUCCCUGCUGGUAAAAAAAAGUUUUAAAAAAGUUAAUAAAUUACAAAAUAUAUAUAUAUAUAUAUAUAUAGAGAGAGAGAGAGAGAGAGAGAGAGAGAGCGAGAGAUACAUUUAUAAUAUCUAUAUAGAAUAUACAGUUGCAAGAAAAAGUAUGUGAACCCUUUGGAACGAUAUGGAUUUCUGCACAAAUUGGUCAUAAAAUGUGAUCUGAUCAUCAUCUAAGUCACAACAAUAGACAAUCACAGUCUGCUUAAACUAAUAACACACAAAGAAUGAAAUGUUGCCAUGUUUUUAUUGAACACACCAUGUAAACAUUCACAGUGCAGGUGGAAAAAGUAUGUGAACCCCUAGACUAAUGACAUCUCCAAGAGCUAAUUGGAGUGAGAUGUCAGCCAACUGGAGUCCAAUCAGUGAGAUGAGAUUGGAGGUGUUGGUUACAGAUGCCCUAUAAAAAAACACACACCAGUUCUGGGUUUGCUUUUCACAAGAAGCAUUGCUUGAUGUGAAUGAUGCCUCGCACAAAAGAGCUCUCAGAAGACCUACGAUUAAGAAUUGUUGACUUGCAUAAAGCUGGAAAGGGUUAUAAAAGUAUCUCCAAAAGCCUUGCUGUUCAUCAGUCCACGGUAAGACAAAUUGUCUAUAAAUGGAGAAAGUUCAGCACUGCUGCUACUCUCCCUAGGAGUGGCCGUCCUGUAAAGAUGACUGCAAGAGCACAGCGCAGACUGCUCAAUGAGGUGAAGAAGAAUCCUAGAGUGUCAGCUAAAGACUUACAAAAGUCACUGGCAAAUGCUAACAUCCCUGUUAGCGAAUCUACAAUACGUAAAACACUAAACAAGAAUGGAUUUCAUGGGAGGAUACCACAGAGGAAGCCACUGCUGUCCAAACAAAACAUUUCUGCACGUUUACAGUUUGCACAAGAGCACCUGGAUGUUCCACAGCAGUACUGGCAAAAUAUUCUGUGGACAGAUGAAACCAAAGUUGAGUUGUUUGGAAGAAACACACAACACUAUGUGUGGCGAAAAAAAGGCACAGCACACCAACAUCAAAACCUCAUCCCAACUGUGAAGUAUGGUGGUGGGAGCAUCAUGGUUUGGGGCUGCUUUGCUGCGUCAGGGCCUGGACGGAUUGCUAUCAUCGAAGGAAAAAUGAAUUCCCAAGUUUAUCAAGACAUUUUGCAAGAGAACUUAAGGCCAUCUGUCUACCAGCUGAAGCUCAACAGAAGAUGGGUGUUGCAACAGGACCAUGACCCAAAGCAUAGAAGUAAAUCAACAACAGAAUGGCUUAAACAGAAGAAAAUACGCCUUCUGAAGUGGCCCAGUCAAAGUCCUGACCUCAACCCGAUUGAGAUGCUGUGGCAUGACCUCAAGAAAGCGAUUCACACCAGACAUCCCAAGAAUAUUGCUGAACUGAAACAGUUCUGUAAAGAGGAAUGGUCAAGAAUUACUCCUGACCGUUGUGCACGUCUGAUCUGCAACUACAGGAAACGUUUGGUUGAAGUUAUUGCUGCCAAAGGAGGUUCAACCAGUUAUUAAAUCCAAGGGUUCACAUACUUUUUCCACCUGCACUGUGAAUGUUUACAUGGUGUGUUCAAUAAAAACAUGGCAACAUUUCAUUCUUUGUGUGCUAUUAGUUUAAGCAGACUGUGAUUGUCUAUUGUUGUGACUUAGAUGAUGAUCAGAUCACAUUUUAUGACCAAUUUGUGCAGAAAUCCAUAUCAUUCCAAAGGGUUCAAAUGCUUUUUCUUGCAACUGUAUAUAUAUAUAUAUAUAUAUAUAUAUAUAUAUAUAUAUCUUAUAUAUAACGUCAUACUAAGUUUAUUUUUUAUUAAUAUAUACAUAUAAUAAUAUAAAAAUACACUUAGAGUAAAAUUACACACGUAUAUAUAUAUAUAUAUAUAUAUAUAUAAUAUAAUAACUACAUAUAUUGUAUAUAUAUUUUAAAAAAAGAAUAAUUAAAAAUAAAUAAAAAAUGUAAAAAUAAUAAAAGAAUUUAUGUAUAUAUAUAUAUAUAUAUAUAUAUAUAAAGCAAAAAGGAAAGAGAUGCACUCUCAGGUCUUUGUAGAAAAAAACUCGAUAUUAUUUAAUAACAGGUAACAUACAUCUGAUCAGAUGUAUGUUACCUGUUAUUAAAUAAUAUCGAGUUUUUUUACAAAGACCUGAGAGUGCAUCUCUUUCCUUUUUGCUUUACAUAUCCAGCAUGGGAUUGCACCAAGGCAGUCUUUUACUGAUUCAUUGAAAGGGUGAGUGCCACUAUACUUGUAUGUAUGUAUAUAUAUAUAUAUAUAUAUAUAUAUAUAUAUAUAUAUAUAUACACUUAGAAUUAAUUUAUACAUAUAUCUAUGUAUAUAUAAAUAAAUAAAAAUAAUACGAAAUAUACAAAUGUCCAUAUACAUAAUUACAUAAAUAAUUUCAUAAAUAUACACGUAGACUUCAAAUAAAUAAAUAUGUAUAUAUAUUUAAAUUCUACGUGCAUAUUUGUGUAAUAUUUUUACAUAAUUAAGUCAUUUUAUUGAUUGCAAUUUGGGGGAAUUUGAAAGUGAAGUUUUUUGCAUUUUUAACACACAAACGGCACUUUCACUGAUGAUAUCAUUGCUGUAAUACGUUUUACUGUUUUGAAACACUAAUAUUUGUGUUCAGCUAAGUCUCCCGGGUAUAACAUUACCCCACCCCCUCCCCCCAGUAAGAAACAGUAAGAAAAUUGAAAUGCGGUCUGGUCACUAAGGGGUUAAACAUCUGUACAGACUCUGAUAAAACCACUUCUUCAGGCAGAGAAUUCCACAUCCUUAUUGUAUUGUUUUUGCUUUUACAGUAAAAACCCUUUACUUUGGCUUAGACUAAAUCUUCUUUCUUCCAGUUUAAGACUAGUGUUUUCCAGGGCACUAUAGUGCCAGGAAAACAAACUCGUUUUCCUGGCACUAUAGUGCCCUGAGGGUGCCCCCACCCUCAGGGUCCCACUCCCGCCGGGCUGAAGGGGGAGGAAGGGGUUAAUCCAUUACCUUUUUUUCAGCCCCGGGCUCCCUCGGCGCGGGGGACUCUCCUCCUUUGGUCGUCACCGGCUGAAUGCGCAUGCACGGCAAGAGUCGCACGCGCAUUCAGCCAGUCUCAUAGGAAAGCAUUCUCAAUGCUUUCCUAUGGAGGCUGGCGUCUUCUCACUGUGAAAAUCACAGUGAGAAGCGCGGAAGCGCCUUUAGCGGCUGUCAGUGAGACAGCCACUAGAGGCUGGAUUAACCCAUAUGUAAACAUAGCAGUUUCUCUGAAAAUGCUAUGUUUACAGCAAAAAGGGUUAAUCCUAGGUGGACCUGGCAGCCAGACCACUUCAUUAAGUUGAAGUGGUCUGGGUGCCUAUAGGGGUCCUUUAACAAUGGCUGUAUAAAAACAUGAUAGAUGACAGACACCAUAAGUUGAAACAAAAUGAAGGAACGGUUUAAAAUAAGAUCCAAUUCUAGAGAAAGUUGGAUAUAAAAAACAGAAAAGGUAAGGAGAGAACGAAAGAUUGACAGAUAUGACACAAUGCAUUCAUUAAACAUGAGUAAUAUAUGCUUUGUGUAGCUAAAGAGUGGAAGUGUGACCAACACAUAACAUGUGUAGAGAUAGCCACAAUAAAACACUAGUCUAGAGAGAGGGAUUGCCCAGUCAGUCGAUACACUUUCCUUGAGAAUUUUUGACAGACUUUUUGUAAGGAACUGGAGAUCAGAGGAAAGUCCAGCAGGACUCGAUGUGUGCCCAUAAAACAUUCACUCUCUGAAUAUCAUGCAGCACUUUGCUUUCUGAACCAAAUAGGCUUCAGUACAACGUAUGGAGGUUGAGAAAUUUGCUCCUCUGUCAGGUGAAGACUAGCGCAGGAUCCCAUUGGAUCUGAGUGGAAAGUCAGUGAGCCGUUAUAGAAUAAACAGAUUUUGUUAAGACGUUUAUUCACAGGGUUGGGAAGUACAAAGUGUAGUGGGUGUUCCUGAAAAUGACCUUAUCCUUAAAAUUAAGAAGCCAGGUUUAGUAAACUAAUAUUAAUGGAAACGUAGAUCAGUGAUAGCGCAAGGGAGAGUUAUUCUGUGAACACGAAAGCUGAGCAUUUAAUAUUAUUCUGUCUCUGCAGCCCCCUGUAUUGGCAACACCUUCUUCUGCCAUAGCAACAUGUGUAUCAAUAAUUCCUUGGUCUGUAACGGGAUCCAGAAUUGCGCAUACCCCUGGGAUGAGAAUCACUGUAAAGGUGAGAGGCGUUCUAAUCUAGCCGUAACGUAUGAUUCAGCCAGAUACAGACGGGAAUUCUCCCAGGGACCAAACCUGGCAGAAGGUGCUGUAUAAAUGUGUUACUUAUCAGAGAACAUAGCAAUUCUGGAGCAAGGUCUCAGAAAGUGGAACAAUCGUCAUGGAAACCAAUGGACUCAGGAGAAACCUUCCACUGGUUUCCAUGGUUAUUUAUUAUAUAUUAUCUAUAUCAAAUGGAUGUAGAGCAUUAACAUUAAUUAUAAGGGAAACAUUUUAACUUUGACAACAAUUCUGGUUUUUUGGGAGGGCGGGGGGGUUUCCCCACACACAUAUAUAAAUAUUGUUUAGCUAUGUAUUAAAGUAUGGUCUUUAAGUUAGUUUAUUGUGGGGAGAUCUUAAAUGUCAGUUAUAUUAAAGCUAUAGUAAAAGUCUAAAAUUUGGAUAUUCCCAGUACCACCAGUGCCAGAUCAAUAUCAGUUGUAUUGGCAAAUGCAUUGGUCUACGUUUGUCUGGGAUAUUGACCCACCCUGAAACCCUGUGCACUCCUACAGGGCUGUCAAAUGAUGUAACAAAGUGUUAUCUCUUACAGAAAAGAAAGAAGCCGGAUUAUUUGAGCAGAUCACCAAGACCCAUGGGACUAUCAUUGGCAUUACGUCUGGUGUUGUGUUAGUUCUACUCAUAAUUUCUAUCCUGGUCCAAGUGAAGCAGCCUCGGAAAAAAAUUAUGGCUCGCAAGACUACCUUCAACAAAACUGGAUUUCAAGAAGCUUUUGAUCCUCCCCACUAUGAGCUCUUUUCACUAAGAGACAAGGAGAUCUCUGCGGACCUGGCAGACCUAUCAGAGGAACUGGAGAACUACCAAAAAAACAGGCGUUCAUCGACCACUUCAAGGUGUAUUCAUGACCAUCACUGUGGGUCGCAAACAGCAACUCUAAAACACAGCAGGACCAAUCUCAGCUCAAUGGAUCUUCCUUUCCGCAACGAUUUUGCACAACCUCAGCCAAUGAAAACGUUCAAUAGCACCUUCAAAAAAAGCACGUAUACUUUCAAACAACAGGCCCUCGACUGCCCAGAUCAAGGCAUCGAAGACAGAGUUAUGGAGGAGAUUCCUUGUGAAAUUUACGUUCGUGGCAGAGAAGACUGCGCUCAGGGUUCUGUUUCCAUCGACUUCUAA
Molecule: messenger RNA, 7696 nt
Organism: Pelobates cultripes (western spadefoot toad)
Lineage: Eukaryota; Metazoa; Chordata; Amphibia; Anura; Pelobatidae
Source: the annotation of a GenBank genome assembly